Molecule: messenger RNA, 1177 nt
Organism: Vollenhovia emeryi
Lineage: Eukaryota; Metazoa; Arthropoda; Insecta; Hymenoptera; Formicidae
Exons: 2
Coding region: 391-1152 (253 amino acids)
Source: RefSeq, a predicted model, not a curated record
UCAUGACGAGAUUCGAAUGAGAGGAAAUUUCCCAAACAUUUGGUCCUUCGAGCCGGAUGCAUCGUGGUGACGUGACACUCAAUAUUCGUUUGCGAGCACUUGCUCUUUUCUCAUUUCGCGUACGGCAUAAAUUCAUAAAUUCAGUGCGUCUCCUUGUGAUCACGUGCGCCAUUCGUGACAAGGACUCGCUGCCAUCUCAGUGUUGUCACGACGUGAUCACGCAGUAACGAAGUGACAUUCUCGAGGGCAAAUCGAGCAGCUGUGACUGUGAAUUGAACUUCGCUGUUUUCGUGGCGAACCAACGUUAUCAGCUCUCAGUCUGUUCGGUGGCUCGUGCUGCUCAGUGGUGCUCAUCGUGUGGUGUAGUGUUAUCACCGUGUUCCGCUCAUCAUGCCUGAAACAGAGAAGGCCGCCAAAGCAGAUGCUGAGGAAAAGACGACCUCGGGUCGGCAAUCUCCCCUCACUCUCAAUGUGCCUGGUCAACAGACCGCCCCCAAGGGGACACCUUCUGGCAACACUCAAGGACGCAGCUCACGUCAGACUUCUCCAACUCGUCUCUCCACCGAGCUCACACUCAAGCACUCAAAGCUCAAUGACGUGGAAAAACUUCAUUAUCUCAGAGGCUGUGUGCAGGGCAUUGCGGAGCAGCUCAUUCGAGGUUUGCCUCUCACCGGAGAUUCUCUUCAACCAUCCUGGGAUCUGCUCACCUCAAGGUUUGAGAACAAGAGACUCAUCAUCCAAGCUCACUUUGACAGUCUCUUCAACCUUACGCCUGCCUCACCCAAGAAUGCCGCAUCGCUCAUCCAGCUGGUCACAACAGUGUCCGAGGUGGACAGAGCUCUAAAAUCACUCGGUAUAGCGAAGCACAUGUGGGAUUGCCUUUUAGUCCAUCACGUGUCACGCUUCCUGGACAGAAACACCAGAGUGGCUUGGGAAACCUCGCUUGGAUCAUCUCACGAGUAUCCGCGCUUCACGCAACUUGAGGCCUUCCUCAAUGCCAGGGCGCGAGCAUUGGAGAAGGUGGAGGCCACGCCUUCUCCCUCGGGCCACUCAUUGGAAGUCACACCCAGCUCAUCCAAAUCUGCGAUCAAAAGGGUGACUGCUCACAAAGUAUCCGCUCCCGCGACUUCUCAGACGACUCCACAAGGAUAAGGAAUAUCUCACCAAGAACAUCUCA